Messenger RNA from Heterostelium album PN500, 423 nucleotides. RefSeq lists its product as uncharacterized. Lineage: Eukaryota; Evosea; Eumycetozoa; Acytosteliales; Acytosteliaceae. The record is from RefSeq and is a predicted model, not a curated record. The transcript has 2 exons. The coding region runs from base 1 to 423 and encodes 140 amino acids.
AUGUUCGAUAUCCUCAGGGAUGGUGAUGAAGAACACACUAAACUCGUACUCUCCAAGAGAUUAGAGAUUGAAAGCACGAUUUACACCGCUAUUAAAAGUCAACCGAUUGGAAAUAGUAGAAUCAUUCAAAUCGAAUUAUCAAUGGAGAACAGAUUGGUAUUGAAAGAUCAUUUUAGAGAUUCAAUCCAAUCUUAUGCUGAAGGAAUAGUUCUCAAAUAUUCAGUUCAAUAUAUAGUUUCAAAUGCCAAAAACACCUAUGACGAUGAUGAUGACAACAAUAACAACAUAAAUGAUAAUAGUAAUCAUAAAAGUAGAAAAUCAUCUUAUUCUUCUAUUCUUAAAAUCAAAGCAAAUCAAGAAACUAAAGAUAUAUAUCAUAACUAUACUGAUAUGGUUACAGAGCAACAAGAUAAAUUAAGAUAA